AUGCCAGCGCAAACAGUGCAUGUCAUUGUAUUGGGCGAUGUAACGCGAUCACCAAGAAUAUUAAGCCAAGCUUGCUUUCUGGCCAACGAAGGAUGUUUCGUUACCGUUUCUGGAUACAAUGCUUCUCUCAGCGUGGCUGCGAAGACGAAAAACAUGAAGGCCCUGGAUCUUAUCGACAUUCCAAAUCUUAGGAAAUACAUGUUGGUCUCCACUCUUGCCCUAUUAGUAAAGGUAAUUCUAGUCCAAAAUCCUCCGGCGGUACCGACUCUGCUGGUUUUGUGGAUGUUCAUUCGACUCACUGGAAGAAAAUUAGUAAUUGAUUGGCAUAAUUAUGGUUUCACCCUGCUGGAACUGACCACAAAACCUGGGACAUUACUGCCUCGCAUUUACCGAAUGUUAGAGCUGACUUUCGCUUCCUUCUUUCUGAGUUCUGACGUGGUGCAUUUAUGUGUCUCACGUGCACUCAAAAAAGAUUUGUCACAGUGGAAUAUUGAAGCUCAUGUGUACUACGAUCGCGCCCCUGAUGACUUUACUGCAACGCCGGUGGAUGCGGCUCACGAAGUAUUUAUGAGGCUCAAAAGUGAAUAUCCAUCCCUUGGUGAUCAAUCCGGUUCGUCCAGGAAAACACGGUUUACGGAAAUCACUACUCUCCCUACGGAUUGUGGAGGACAAGUUGCUCAGUGGCGUAUUGAUCGACCCGCUCUGGUACUGAGCAGUUGCAGUUAUACUCCUGAUGAUGAUUUCCGCAUAAUGAUUGAAGCACUGGAAACAUAUAAUCAAUUGGCCACCCAACCCGACUCCAAACUGCCACACAUGGUUUUUGUGGUGACUGGUCGGGGUCCGUUGAAAGCUCAUUACGAGCAGCUGAUCCGAGAAAAAAAUUGGGAUCAUGUUGAAGUGAUUAUGCCGUGGCUAACGACAGAAGACUAUCCAAUUUUCCUUGGUUGCGCCGAUCUGGGAAUCAGUUUACAUCGCAGUUCAUCCGGGUUGGACUUACCAAUGAAAGUUGUAGAUCUUAUGGGAGUUGGCGUACCAGUGCUCGCACUAUCCUACGAGACCCUUCACGAACUUCUGCCGGAUCACACUUUUGGUGAACAUUUUCAUACAGCUGAUGAACUGGCGAACCAACUUCGCGAAUUGCUGAAGCCUAGUCAACCCAAGUCAAGUCGGAGACCCCGCUCGGUGGAUCGUUUUGACGCGGUCGGAUCUGCGAAACUGCGUGCAUAUCGUGAUGUAUUGGUUAAACACAACCGUACAACACUUCGUGGUUUGAAGUACUGGCGUAAAGUCGGUGCACCACCGGUCUAUCGUGCUUUAAACGCGUGCUCAUGA
Molecule: messenger RNA, 1332 nt
Organism: Echinostoma caproni
Lineage: Eukaryota; Metazoa; Platyhelminthes; Trematoda; Plagiorchiida; Echinostomatidae
Source: the annotation of a GenBank genome assembly